AUGGAGGGUGACACACAGAGACUCAAUCUGAAGAGGGAAGUGGGGAUUAUAGGAGCUGUGUCAUUCAUUGCCAGAACCAUGAUCGGAUCUGGGAUCUUCAUAUCCCCCCAGUUUGUGCUGUCCACCAUCGGCAGCCCAGGGGCCAGCUUUGUUAUAUGGACUUGCUGUGGGUUGAUAGCCAUGCUGGGGGGGCUCUGCUAUGCUGAACUGGGCACAGUCAUACCAGAGUCUGGAGCAGAAUAUAUCUACAUUCUUCGGACAGCAGGAAAAGUGGUGGCCUUCACGUUUGUCUUCAGCUUUGUCAUUGUCAUCAGGUCUGCCAGUGCCACAGGAAUUGCUCUGAGUUUUGCUGAAUACGUUGUUGCCCCUUUUUACAGCGGCUGCACGCCUCCACAACUGGCGGUGAAGUUGGUGGCUGCAGGGUCUAUCAUUGUGCUGACUAUAGUUAACUGUCUGAGCGUACGCUUGGCCACUGCCAUCCAGAUUCUCUCCAUGGCAGUCAAAUUGCUGGCAAUGGCUGUGAUCAUAUUGGGAGGUGUUGUGAUGCUUUUCCAGGGACACACUGAGAACUUUGAUAACUCCUUUGUGGGAACAAAUGUUGGUGUCAGCUCCAUUGGCUUUGCUUUCUACCAGGGCUUGUGGUCCUAUGAUGGUUGGAACACUUUGAAUCAUCUAACUGAGGAGUUGAAACAUCCAGAAGUGAAUCUUCCCAGGGCAGUUGUGAUAGCCAUUUCUCUGGUGACUGGCUUAUAUCUGAUGGUGAAUGUGAGCUACCUGACUGUAAUGACGCCUAAAGAGCUCAUGUCUUCCAGUGCAGUGGCAGUAACGUGGGGAAAUAAAGUGUUCGGAAGCUGGGGCUGGAUCAUGUCUGUGGCUGCAGCAUUGUCUGCUUUUGGUUCACUGAACGGGACGUUCUUCAGCGGUGGCCGUGUGUGCUUUGUUGCUGCCAGAGAAGGACACAUGCCAGAUAUUCUGGCCAUGGCUCACGUCCACAGAUUGACUCCAUCUCCAGCUCUGAUCUUCACCACUGUUGUCUCUCUUCUGGUGCUGAUCCCUGGAGACUUCCAGAGUAUUGUCAACUUUUUCAGUUUCACUGCCUGGUUUUUCUAUGGCAUCACCUUGUCUGGACUUCUCUAUCUCAAAAUUAAGAAGCCGGAGCUCCCCAGGCCGUACAGGGUUCCCAUUAUACUCCCCAUACUGGUCAUCAUUGUGGCCAUAUUCCUUGUGCUGGCACCCAUCAUUGACAACCCUCAGAUUGAAUACCUCUAUGUGACUAUAUUUGUCUUAAGUGGAGCUAUCGUUUACAUACCCUUCAUCCAUUACAAGCUCUGCCCCGGGCUGCUGAGCAAGUUAACAGUGUUCCUGCAGCUCUUCUUAGAGGUCGCCCCAGCAGAGAAAAACCUGUGAUUUCAGUAGAGGGAUUAUAGAAGGAAAGUUGUUUUUCCAUGUUUUAUUGCUUGUGCUUUUUAACUCCACCUGUUUUUGCA
Molecule: messenger RNA, 1487 nt
Organism: Plectropomus leopardus (leopard coralgrouper)
Lineage: Eukaryota; Metazoa; Chordata; Actinopteri; Perciformes; Serranidae
Product: b(0,+)-type amino acid transporter 1
Biological process (GO): amino acid transmembrane transport
Cellular component (GO): membrane
Molecular function (GO): L-amino acid transmembrane transporter activity
Source: RefSeq, a predicted model, not a curated record